Molecule: messenger RNA, 1455 nt
Organism: Sinocyclocheilus rhinocerous
Lineage: Eukaryota; Metazoa; Chordata; Actinopteri; Cypriniformes; Cyprinidae
Product: DNA-directed RNA polymerase III subunit RPC7-like
Exons: 8
Coding region: 194-832 (212 amino acids)
Biological process (GO): transcription by RNA polymerase III
Cellular component (GO): RNA polymerase III complex
Source: RefSeq, a predicted model, not a curated record
ACAUUUUCAGCAGCGGGCGAAAACAAAUGUGCAGAUGUUUGGCGUGUGAUUUUACUGCUCAGUUCUACAUCAGUAAAAUCAGAAUUUCCAUGAAAACCAACUGCGUGUAAUAUUUACGGAUUAUCCAGUAAAUGCUUUGCACAAUGAAAUUAAGUUUUAAAUAGAGAGGGAUUUUGGCGGAACUUUGUGAAUAAUGGCAGGAAGGGGCAGAGGGCACCGCACUUUCUCUGUGGAGAUUGUUGGAAUCGGAAAAGGAGAAAAUCUCCCUCCAUCCUCCGUCCAGCCGACCCCUCUAUUCCCUCCCUUGGACCACAAGCCGGUGCCCCUGCAGGCGGGUGAGGAGGCCGAGUACAUGCUGGCACUCAAACAGGACUUCAGAGGAGCCAUGAAGACGCUCCCGUUUUACAUCCGUCCCGCUGCACCCAAAAAAGAUGUGGAGCGUUAUUCUGACAAAUACCAGAAAAUUGAAACCUCUGACAACAGUCUGGAAUGGAAACCAGAUUGGAGGCGUUUUCCGAAGGAGCUGCGCGUGAGGGAGAAGAGACCCCUGAGAGACAAAAGCCCAGCUGUUCCCAAACAAACCAAACAGCCACGAGUGAACAAAGAGGAGAUCAUACGCAAACUGGAGACUCUGGAGCAGAAAGAGGAAGAGGGGAGUUCUGAUGAAGAGGAGGGAGAGAAAAAGAAGCCAGAAGAGGAAGAGGCAGAGGGAGAGGAGGAGUAUGAUGAAGAGGAAUUUGAGGAUGAAACAGAUUACAUCAUGUCCUACUUUGACAAUGGGGAGGAGUUUGGAGGAGACAGUGAUGAAAAUAUGGAUGAAGCUGUUUACUGAAGCAGGUGAUGGCGGCUCCAUAGCGUCCUCCUCUGGCCAGUGAGUGUCGCUGGAACUGCUUUGUCCCUCAGGAACGUUCUGGGCUGGAUCAUUAUGUUUGGCAGCUGAUGUUGAAAUCUGUAUGCAGUGGAUUUCCUCUCAUCCGAUCGGUUGGCAGGGCGGCUGAUUGCUGACGAAGAGCGUUUGAAUCUGAGAGCCAUGGCUGGAGGACACAGAGAAAGACACUGAGGCACAAACUUCUCCCUUAAUGCAGCUAUACGUUCUUAGAGCUUUGUAAAUGAUUAUUAGUUCAUAACUGAAAUUAUUUUUUAGAAUCUUACUUUUAAAACAUGUUUUAGUGUACGUUUUAGACCGUUGUAUUUGUCUAAAAUAGCUUUUAUACAUCUUAGAUUUGUGAAAAAAGACCAGUAAAUGUUUAUUUUAGAUGAUAAUUACAUAUUUUAUAAAUUCUCAUGUCAAGUAGUUGUAAAUAUUUAUGUUAUUGCCAUUUUAUGCAAUAAAGUCACACUGUGUCAAGACUUUGUCUCGUAGAUAGAUAGAUAGACAGAUUGAUUGAUUGAUUGAUUGAUUGACAGUUCUGUCAUGUGGCCUGUAGGGGGUGUGAUACUACAUUAAAGUACUUA